This is a messenger RNA of Gadus chalcogrammus (walleye pollock), 2194 nucleotides long. It is a transcript of the gene napbb, whose product is annotated as N-ethylmaleimide-sensitive factor attachment protein, beta b. Gene Ontology annotation, biological process: synaptic transmission, glutamatergic; SNARE complex disassembly; intracellular protein transport. NCBI's taxonomy places the organism in Eukaryota, Metazoa, Chordata, Actinopteri, Gadiformes, Gadidae. Gene Ontology annotation, molecular function: syntaxin binding; soluble NSF attachment protein activity. The record is from RefSeq and is a predicted model, not a curated record. The coding region runs from base 573 to 1463 and encodes 296 amino acids. The transcript is spliced from 11 exons. Gene Ontology annotation, cellular component: terminal bouton; vacuolar membrane; synaptobrevin 2-SNAP-25-syntaxin-1a complex.
AUGGAACUAUUUACCAAAAUAUUAUUAUUGAGAUAUCGUAGUGUACAUGAAUGUUGUUCAAGUCGUGAAAUAAAUUAGAAAAAAAAAUCGACUAUUAAAUAUAACUUGCUUGCGGAACUGCCAUCGCAUCAUACUUAUGCUUUGGCUCCCUCUGUUGGCUUAACAAGCAACAUGCAUGUCCGAUAUAGUAUUUACCAAUUUGUGCCAUAGAAUGUGAAACGUCUAAAAGACGUUGGGUGUCUUAGCUACAAACCAAAAUGUGUUAAAUAAGAGUAAAACUUGUAAACGGACUGUAAAAAACAAAAAUCCAGCGAUCUGCGAAUACGAACUCAAAUUACGUAACAUGGCUUUUAAAAAUGUCCGGGAGUUGUAGUCCAAACGAACGUCUACUAAAGCGUUCGCGCGGAGCGAAACUCAUAUCCCAGCACUCUUUGCGGCUCGCCAAAGCUACUAGCAGGUGCACGCCUACGCUAGAUAAAACCAUCAAGUGUAAUCCUCGCUAACCGUAGCUGUAUCCUAGGCGGCUGCUUUCUGUGUCUACCUUAUCAACAUUUCGAGCUCAACGUGCGGAGAUGGACAACUCGGGGAAGGAAAAGGAAGCCAUUCAGCUGAUGGCUGAUGCUGACAAAAAAGUCAAGUCAUCAGGCUCUUUCUUAGGAGGGAUGUUUGGAGGUGGACCUCACAAGGUGGAGGAGGCCUGUGAGAUGUACUGCAGAGCCGCCAACAUGUUCAAGAUGGCCAAGAACUGGAGCGCCGCGGGGGCGGCCUUCUGCAAGGCUGCGCGGAUCCACAGCCAGCUGCAGAACAAGCACGACUGUGCCACCAGCUUCAUCGACGCAGGGAACGCCUACAAGAAGAUCGACCCAAACGAGGCAAUCAAGUGUUUAAACGCAGCCAUCGAUAUUUACACUGACAUGGGAAGAUUCACCAUCGCAGCCAAACAUCACAUAAACAUCGCAGAGAUCUACGAGGCUGAGUUGGUGGACAUAGAAAAGGCAAUUGCACAUUAUGAACAAGCAGCGGAUUAUUACAAAGGAGAGGAGUCAAACAGCUCGGCCAACAAGUGUCUGCUUAAGGUGGGCGCCUACAGUGCUCAGUUGGAGCAGUACGCCAAGGCCAUUGAGAUCUAUGAGCAGGUGGGCUCAAACACCAUGGACAACCCCCUGCUCAAGUACAGCGCCAAGGAGUACUUCUUCAAAGCCUCGCUGUGCCACUUCAUCGUGGAUGAGCUCAACGCCAAGAUCGCCGUGGAGAAGUACGAGGAGAUGUUCCCGGCCUUCUCAGACUCCAGAGAGUGCAAGCUGCUGAAGAAACUGCUGGAGGCGCAUGAGGAGCAGAACUGCGAGGCGUUCACCGAGGCGGUGAAGGAGUUUGACUCCAUCUCCCGCCUGGACCAGUGGCACACUACCCUGCUGCUGCGCAUCAAGAAGACCAUCCAGGGGGACGAGGGAGACCUCAAGUAGGGGAGGGAAUGGGGGAGCGAGAGACAGAGAGGGAGGAUGGGAUAGAGAAGAUUGAAAUGGGGUGGAAAAAACGCAGCAUUGAAAAACCGUCCAUCAAGGCAUGCUUACCCUUCCUUAGCCCAUUCCCCUGGUCAACCCCCCCCCUCCCACUCUACCAUUCCUUCUUCUACAGCACUUCUUACACUCACACACAUACACUGACACUUCUCAAAUGUCACCCAGGUUAACCCCCAUGCAACGCUUUUCCCCGUGCUGCUGAUAUCCGCCAGGCAUUACUGAAGCGUCGUAUUCUCAUGUUGAUAUUUAAAAGCUAUGCUUCUCAUUAUUCAGGGUGUGAUUCCUCCCUACCACCCACGCCUCCUAGCCUGGUCUGUUUUUUAGAGCUGAGGCUGCAUUCCCCUUUAACAGCCUCUUUAGGACCCAGGGGUUAUCUACGCUGGGGGCAAACGUAACGGCGCAGAGGUGAGUGGGAUGUUGGCAGAAGGGAUUGCACAAAGUAUAGUUCUAUAUUUUUUGUUCUUUUUCUUAUCUGGUAUUUUAGAUGGAAACAAUCUUUGUCUUUUAUUUAUACUAUGUGUUGCAAAAAAAGAUUGUUAUAAAUCUAUUUCUAUACGUGUGUUGGGUAUAUUUACAGAUUGUAGUGAAGUGGUAAAGGGAAAAAUCAAGUCUCAAGUCAUUCCUUCCAUGCUCGCAUACAUUUUACUUCCAUAUCAUUCACACAUGGGACGACU